CACAAAUGGGACUUCACAUAUCCACCAUUCACAGUCAGUUUGCCAAGUGUUUUCCAUGUAAUAUUGUAAUCCCCAUCAAAUUCGAUUUUGUAGUCCAAAAAUAUGGUAAACUAAGAUUCCAGGAGGUCCAUUUUUGUGAGCUAGGAAGGAAAGAAAGACCAUGGCAACUCUAGCAACCAUUGCUGCUCCCAAGCCCACCGCCGUCAAUGGCCUGGCCGGAAGCUCCUUCACCGGAACAAAGCUCCCCGUCAAAUCAUCUCGCCUCAACGUCAAACCCUCCAAAGCAAGGGCUGGUGCUAUUGUGGCCAAGUAUGGAGAAAAAGAUGUGUACUUUGACUUGAAAGACAUGGGAAACACCACUGGGCAGUGGGACUUGUAUGGGUCUGAUUCACCUUCACCAUACAAUCCUCUUCAGAGCAAGUUUUUCGAGACAUUUGCUGCUCCAUUUACGAAGAGAGGUCUGUUGCUGAAAUUCUUGCUGCUAGGAGGUAGUUCCACUCUGCUUUACCUUAGUGCUAAGGCAGACCGUAACAUUCUUCCCAUCAAAAUGGGCCCCCAACUUCCUCCCGUGCCUGGACCCCGCGGAAAGAUCUAACUAUGUAAUUGUUUGUUCACUUUGUUGUAUCUGAUGUACCUCUCUGCAGCUUGCAAGUAUAAUAAAGAAAGCCUACUUAAGACCAUAUUUGGAGUUCACCACUUGAAAUCUCACAUUGAUGAACCCCCUACUUAUUAGUUUAAUUAAUGUUGG
Cuscuta epithymum is the source of this 748-nucleotide messenger RNA. Lineage: Eukaryota; Viridiplantae; Streptophyta; Magnoliopsida; Solanales; Convolvulaceae. The record is from the annotation of a GenBank genome assembly.